GCUCUCAAAAUGGAAGAAGGCAAGCUCCCAUUCGUGUACUUGGGGGCAACAAUUGGCAAAGGGAAGAUUAAAAAAGAAGAUUGCAUGAAGAUUAUAUUACACUUUGAUGCAUACCUUAACACUUGACAUAGAAAGAUGCCAAAGUAAGUUCACAGCUUAUUAAACAAGAAGAUGCAAAAUUUCCUUUGGGGGUACAUAGAUGGAAGGCCAAAAUACCACUGGAAAUCCUGGAGAAGUUUAUGCUACCCAAAGUACGAGGGAGGGUUGGGCAUCAGGCACCUGGAAGAUGUUGAAGCUGCCUACUCGGCCAAAAUAUGGUGGAAGAUUAGAAACUCCCACGGCCUAUGGGGAGAUUAUAUGAGGAGCAAAUACCGUCCAGCCUCAUUUCAAGAAUGCCCUACGGAUACAGCGACUUGGAAGAGGGCUGCACGAAUUCAUACAUGGGCUAUUCAGCACGUCCACAACACAGAUGAUGCCGAAACAUGGGAGGGAGAACCUUUCACCACCAAGAUUGCUUAUCACUCCUGGAGGGAAUCCAAACCUAUUUCUCUCGUUAGCAAGAUGGUAUGGAACAAACUACAGAUCCCAAAGGUCAGUCUCUUCAUGUGGAAAGCUCUCAACUCCAUUCUCCCAUUCUCGGAAAAUCUAGCCAGAUUCAACCUCGCCAUCCCCUCUCAAUGUAACUUCUGUCACCAUGGGCCCCAGGACCUAAACCACACACUCAUCCAAUGCCAAAUGUCAAACAAGAUAUGGAGAUUUUUCUCAGCUCUUUUCAAUAGUCCUGUGGUCAAUAGGGCAGAUACCCUUAAUGAUACAUGCAUGAAAUGGUGGGUUAGCACACCUAGGACCAAAAUGCAGGAUAGACUUAAUGCUGUACUUCCGGGAUUCAUUGCAUGGGGAUUAUGGAAGGCUUAUAAUGCUGAAAAAUACGAGGGAAAGGCCUUCAAAGAAGGGACAAUCAUCGCUACCACUUUGAAGACAAUCCAGCAAUGGAUAUGGAUUCAUAAGGAGAAGAAAUGGAUGAAUCUGGACGAUAAAAUGAAAUCUUUUGGGUUCUGUUUAUAUCGCUGUAGAAUUAAUCUUCAUUACUUAGAUACCUCGUAAUUUUCCAUGGUNCCGGGAUUCAUUGCAUGGGGAUUAUGGAAGGCUUAUAAUGCUGAAAAAUACGAGGGAAAGGCCUUCAAAGAAGGGACAAUCAUCGCUACCACUUUGAAGACAAUCCAGCAAUGGAUAUGGAUUCAUAAGGAGAAGAAAUGGAUGAAUCUGGACGAUAAAAUGAAAUCUUUUGGGUUCU
Molecule: messenger RNA, 1294 nt
Organism: Cuscuta campestris
Lineage: Eukaryota; Viridiplantae; Streptophyta; Magnoliopsida; Solanales; Convolvulaceae
Source: the annotation of a GenBank genome assembly